Molecule: messenger RNA, 3147 nt
Organism: Thermothielavioides terrestris NRRL 8126
Lineage: Eukaryota; Fungi; Ascomycota; Sordariomycetes; Sordariales; Chaetomiaceae
Exons: 2
Biological process (GO): regulation of recycling endosome localization within postsynapse; regulation of modification of synaptic structure; regulation of neurotransmitter receptor transport, endosome to postsynaptic membrane
Cellular component (GO): glutamatergic synapse; extrinsic component of postsynaptic early endosome membrane; postsynaptic recycling endosome
Source: RefSeq, a predicted model, not a curated record
AGGCACCCGCUUCCGAGCCCUCGCAGCGGCCGGUCCCUGAGCCUGGCCCAGACCUCGGGCCCCGUCAAGCGGAAGCCGCUCUCGUCGACCGCCUCGCCCGCCGCCGUGCGCUUCGUCAAAGACACUGCGAAUGUUGGCGCCGUCGCGGACCUGCCCCGGCCGGAACAGAGGUUCGCGAGGUCGUGCUCGCUCGACAGCCCGACGCUCUACGAGUUCCCCGACCACCGCAGCUUGCUGGCAACAAGUGCGCUGAACACAGUGGACUGGCCAGCGAGUGCUGCCAGCAGCCAACCAUCGUCUCCCGCCGCCGACCGGUUCGUCCAGCCUGCCGUCCCGGGUGACGUGCGCUCGCGAAACACUGCGGGAAGUAACCCUGCAGCGAGUCAAACCUCCCACACCCCCUCCGAAGACGAGAGUCUUAGCGCCGAGUCAGCCAGUCUGGCCAGUCAGGAGCCGCCCCCGUACGAGUUGGACGAUCUGUACACCGUUCCCGGUUCCCCUGAGCCGCAGGCGACCAAACGCACCACCAUCAUUAAUGUUAAUACUAAGACCAUGUCCAUGUUUGCGCGGAAAUCGCCUCCUCCGCAGCUCAAGCUUGGAUUGAACGACAAGAAUGCCCCGGCCACGACACCUGCAACGCCACUAGAACCCAGUAAUCUUAAUAAGCCGCUGCCCAAGUCACCGGCGACCUCCAAACUCAGCGCCUUCUUCGGCUGGGCCACCACACCAUCGCCGUCGACAGCAACCGACUACUCGGACAAGGGCUUCUCUCCUCUCGCUUCACCUGCGUCCCCCAAGGCCGCAAUCGCUGUGACGGAGUCUCCCGAGACACCGGUCACUUCGAAGAGCCCGAGCCUCCCCAAUGCCGCCGAGCAAAACCCGCUACGGUAUUGCGAAGCCUACCUUCAGACACCCUCAGACACCACAAGGUCGUUGGGCCAGCUCGAAGAGAUGGAGGACGAGCUGAAAGCCAUCAGCGCCGAAUUGGCGUCGUCCAUCAGGCGCGAGAUGGACUUGGAAGAUCUCGUCGAAAGACUGCAGGAGCAGAUCAACAACCCGCAGGCACCCGGGAAGAGGACGAGCGACUACUUCUCUGAUUCCGGCUAUAGCUCGGCCAAGUUCAGCGACUAUGAUCAUGCGAAGGAGGAGAUCUCUCAGAUCCAGCGUCGUGCUGAACAGGAGAAGGCCCAGAUCCGACUAGAGCUCACGAACAAACUCCAGGAUGAACGCGAGAAGCGUCGGCUCUUGGACCAGCAGAUCCAGGAGCUUUCGAAGAAGGCGUCCCAGCUCGACGUUGCUCAGCUGAACGGCGCCGACGCCAGCGGGCGGGUCAAGGAGCUCGAGAGCACAUGCGAAGAAUUGAGCAGGAGGUUAUCGGAGGAGCGCGAGGUCAAAAACAACUUUCAGGACCUCCUAGAUGCGCUGAAGGGGGAACUGCAGAUGGCAUCCAAUGAGCGCGACAACCUACGCGACGAGGUUGUCCCUCAAUUGCGGGCCCGCGUCGAGGGCCUGGAAGCCGAGGCUGCCGAGCAGGCCAAGCUCGCCUACGAAGCGUCAAAGAUGCAGCAGGAACUCCAGCUGCUCAGGUCCCAGAACGCCGAGCUCCAGCAGGCGGGAACCCGCAUGUCCAUGGCACUGUCGAGGUCGGCGUCAGUCGCGGGCAGCUCGUACAGGAAUGGCCGCCACCAGUCCAUCACACGGUCGAACACGACAGCUACGAGACCGACCGAGCCUCGAGAGGUUCUGGCUGAGAGGUUAAAGGAUGUCGAGGCCCAGCGGGACGCGUUACACAGCGCGCUCAAGAACCUGCUCGAGCGCCAGGAGUUCCAGAACCGCGAGAACACCAAGAGGAUACGGCAGCUCGAGAUGGAGCGAGACCGGCUUCUCAGGGCAUCGCCCAAGAAGGCGGGCUACGAAAGGGAAGUCUCCAAUCUCCGCGAGGAGAUCAGUGUCCUGCGCCGCCGGGCGGAAGAGGCUAUCGAGCAGAAGUGGCAGGUCGAGAAAGGCCUCGCCGGCCUGAAGAUGGACCUGGAUCGCGCCGAGGAGGAGAUCGCCUCGCUGCGGAAACUCCUCAAGGAGAACGACAUCCUGAUCCCGGAGACCGUCGGCCGGCCAAGUAGCCGCCGCAGCGAGCACGAGCUACCCGUCACAUCGGCCUCGCUCGAACAGGCCUACCAGGAUCUGCAAGCUGCAUACAUGGACUCCCUCGCGCGCAUCAAGACGCUCGAGGAGAGCACGCGGAUGGACGAAAAGACGCAGCUCGCCAUGCAGCGCCUGGAACAGUCGCUCUCGGCGGCCGUCUCGGAUCGCGACGCCGCCCGCACCGAAGCUAGCGCCUACCGCACGCAGCUCGAGUCCCUCCAGGCAAGCGAGAAGCAGCACCUCGACACGGAGCGCGACCUGGCUGGGCAGCUUCACGAGUCGGCCCGCCGGGUGGAGGAGCUCGCGCAGCAAGUGCGCGCCCAGCUCGACGCCAACGCCAUGCUGCGCACCCGCCUCGCCGACACGAUCGCACGCGGCGAGGCCGAGCAGCGCGUGAGCACCCAGCGCAUCGCCAGCAUGCAGAACCGCCUCCGCGCGCUCGAGGAGCAGGUCGUGGCCGCGCAGACCAGCGCCGAGGAGCGCGUGGCCCGCCACGAAGAAGAGCUCGCCAACCUCCGUGAGGCCCACAGCGCCCAGCUGCAGCGCCUCCGCGACGCCUCGGGCAGCCUGCGCGGCCCGCAGCGGACCUUCCCGCCGAAAUCCCCGCUCUCCCCGAUGUUCAGCCUCCGCACCGCCCGCGAGACCCGCACUCAGCCGUCCUCCCCGGCGACGCGCCUGUCGACCCCGCCCGCGCUGCUCACCCCCGACGGCCGCCGCUCCCCGUCGCGCCCCGGCAUCCGCCGGUCGGCGACGGCGCCCGUCGACGGCGACAUGACGGCGCAGGUGGACGCGCUCAAGGCGCGGGUCACGCAGCUCGAGGGCGCGCUGGCCUCGGCCGAGGGCGAGAUGCAGGAGGUCGUGGGCCGCAUGAACGCGGCGCAGAUCGAGGUGCUGCGGCUGCAGGAGGAGCGCGAGGAGGCGGUGCGCGAGACGCGCCGGCUGCGCCGGCUGCUCGAGGAGGAGAAGGUCAGGGUGUUCGAGGCCCGCUUUAGGAGCAUCACGUCU